UUCUUCGUCAUUAUAAAAAAAAACAAAAAAAAAAAAAAAACAAAAAGAAAAAAACAAAAACAAAAAAGGGGAGCUGGUAGCGUAAGUUAGGUGAAUUCAGGCUUCCGAUCUCAGGUCUCCCAAAUCUCUGUCUUUCCCUUCUCUGCUUCGAGGAAGGCGAUGCAGGGAGAGAUGCGAGAGACCCAAAUUCGCACUCAUAUGAUUUAAUAUCUCUUCUCCUCAACCUCAAUCUUCAUUUUCCUUUGUUUUUUUUAUUUUUUUUGUGUAUACUUUCUUUUCGAUUCCUUAAUAUCGAAGGUUCUCUUUCUUCUGCUGCCUUGCGUACUUGAGGCCUCUGGUUGAUGACCUGGCUCGCAUCAAUUCCAUUUCCAGGUUUGGCUUAAAUUUGAUUAUGUCGGCAAAAACUUUGAGGAGGAGACUUCAUCACGGGGAUGUUGAUGGAAGAAGGGAAGAAAAUUUUGACACAUCGGGUUAUGAUAGCUUGAACGAACCCUUACUUGGGUCUCACGAACAUGAUGAUAUGCCAGCAGGAGGACGCACUCUAGAUGAUAUUUGGAAUUCAGAAGGGAGGAGAGAACACCUCCACUGGACAUUUAUAUUAUCACAGCUGAUUGCAGAGUGGGCACAAUGGUUGGCGAAUAUUGUCCUAGGUUCUGGAUCUCUUAUUGGACGGUUUUUGCCCUUUGCUGCUCAAAGUGGAUCAAACAGGAAUCUUCUUCAUCCUUAUCUUAGUCCUUUACAGAUUUCUUAUGCACAAAUGGUGUGUUUUAAGGAAGAACGACUCGGAAACUUGCGGCGAAGGCUGGGAGUACCCUUUGAUGGUUCUCAAGUGGAGCACCAGGAUGCACUUAAACUAUUGUGGAGAUUGGCUUAUCCUGGUAGGGAGCUUCCUGAACUUAAAUCCGAGCUUUGGAAGGAGAUGGGUUGGCAAGGUUCUGACCCCUCAACUGAUUUUCGGGGCGGUGGAUUUAUAUCAUUGGAGAAUCUAAUCUUUUUUGCGAAGAAGUUUCCGGACUCAUUCCAGAGAUUGUUACAUAAGAAAGAUGGAAAUAGAGCAGAGUGGGAGUAUCCGUUUGCUAUAGCUGGCAUAAACAUUUCCUUCAUGUUGAUACAAAUGUUGGGUCUUCAAACUGGGAAGCUAUCCACUCCAGCAGGAAUCAAAUUUGUAGAAUUACUUGCAGGAGAUGAAAUGGCAUUUGACAACCUCUAUUGUGUAGCCUUUCAAAUGAUGGAUGCUCAAUGGCUUGCAAAGCGUGCGUCUUACAUGGAAUUUAAUGAGGUUUUGAAGUCUACAAGGACCCAGUUAGAACGUGAGCUUGCCCUUGAAGAUGUCCGUAGUGUGAAAGAUUUACCAGCAUACAAUAUGUUAACAGGAUAAGUUUUAUAGAAUGUAAAAAAUUGUAUGUUGUUUUUUUAAAAAAAGAAGUGAGAUUUUUCUUCCAUUGGAAUCAAAUGGAUGUAGGGUCAGUUCUGUAAUAGUAAGUUCUCAGUUCAAUAGUUAGAAUACUUGGCAACAGUCUAACCAUCCAAUCUUAACUUGUGUGGCAAUGCUCAAAUGACAUGAUUUUUCAAUAAAGGCUUUGUUUUGGUUUGUUGUAAAAA
This is a messenger RNA of Manihot esculenta (cassava), 1602 nucleotides long. Its product is annotated as ELMO domain-containing protein A. The record is from RefSeq and is a predicted model, not a curated record. Bases 392 to 1378 code for a protein of 328 amino acids. Lineage: Eukaryota; Viridiplantae; Streptophyta; Magnoliopsida; Malpighiales; Euphorbiaceae. The transcript has 10 exons.